AUGAAGGACCGCCCUGAUGGUGGUCCUCUGUACGGCUGGACAUUUCAUCAAUCUCACGACCAGGCCACCGUCCUCUUCUUAGUUCCGCACACGACCUCAGCGAGCGAUCUCAACAUCCGUAUUGCCAGCGAUCAUGUCAUCGCGUCUGUCACCCACCAUCCGCCCAUUCUACAGGCCAAGCUUUACGGUCGCAUCAACACCGAAACAUCGACAUGGAGAAUAGCUGAUCGCGACCGCACUCGGAAGCGACGAAGCCGCUCCUUUGCUCGAACCUCUCAAGCAGUGGCGAGCACUUCGGGUUCCGGAUCUGGCUCUGGCUCUGCGCAGAUUCCUCUGAGUCGACGAGCCCAAGCCGAACCUCGCCUCCGACAAAGUACCGUGCCGUCCGAUGGCACUUGGCCAGGAUCACAGACUUCCGGCUCUCACGUCAACAUCGAGUCGCCUCCAGCAUCCCAUUCCAGUAUGUCUGCUUCCAUCGCAUCUCUUCACUCGGGGUCCAGCUAUGAAGUUCUCGCGAAUUCAACACCCUCAUCGCUGCCGCUCACUUCCGCUGAUCCUGCAACUGAGUGGUCGAGCGGCUCGAGCGAUUUUGGCUCGUCGGAUUCAGCCGAUGCUAGUCUUAACCAGAGCGUAGUGCUUUCCGACCCAGGCGAUCUGCGAAGAUACGCCAACGAGGGGGCUACCCAGGCAGAGCCGAUCGAGAGUCCAAGCCUGAGAAGGUCGCGCUCCAUCUCUAAUUUGGCUGCUUCGUCGGUCACCGCCUCGGGUUCGCAUGUUCUCGAGGCAUCCCAAACGUCUCCACAAGCCGGGCCUCCCGAGGUUCGCCUCGUUUCCCUACAUCUUGACAAAAUUGAAACUGGAAUAUGGCCGUUGCUCGUCAUCGGCCCUGCGCCACUACAGACCGAAGCUCUACCGACUCGCUUGAAUAGACUCUUGGCAUCUGAGCUGCCCAACAACGCAUCCAUCAAUGAAACCUUUGUCAACGAACGUAUCCAUCGACGUCGAGGAUUUCGACAAGAAGAGCAGCAACGCUCUGCGGCACAGCUGCAGCUUAACCAAGCACUAGAAGAGGCGCUAAGCGCUUUCGAGGAAGGCGACCGUGUUUUGGCCGCCAUACGCCGUGGCAUAGAUCCAGUGAAUCCUCAAGACGAUUCGCGUUCUUAUCUUGAAGAGGGCUCUAGAACCAGUACGGACAGUGAUGAAGAUCAUGGGCCCAACACUAGCACUCUCAGCAUCAAUACUGUGGGCAGUGACGAGAGCGCAACAGUACUCGGUAGUCGCAUCGCUAGUCUCUCUGGCACGUCGGCGGGACUGCACCAUGCACAUGCAAGCGCUUUCACUACCAGACAAGCGGAUGCGGAACGCGAAGACGAAGAUGAAGUGCUAGAAGCUUGGAAGGAGUUGGAGACGCUGGCCAGAUACAACAUGGACCCCACUACCUUGUCCUUGAUUGGGUUGCAAUUCGCAAAUAGUUACAGCACGCAAAGGAUCUCGAACUUAGCAAGUCAACUCGGUCGAGCUGCCACAUCAGCCAUACCGGACGCAUUUGAGUACUUUGCUCGAGCUUGGAGGGCUGCUGACGUCAGUUUGGCGACAGAGCGUCUUGUUCAGGAUUUUCUGCCUCUGCUCCCUUCCACUGCAACAUCGAAUGGUGCUGGUGACUUGGACCAAGGCCCUCUGCAUGCUCGUCUGCUCGAAGUUAUGGAUCCUUCGUUAGUGAGAAGCGCUUUCUCGCUGCCUGGGACAAGCAAUUUGAUAGCGAGCUCUUUGCGCGAGCGUCUCCACUCGCACUCCUACAUGUCGCAUCGACAACGACUCGUGGCCUCACUCGGUGGACCCAAGGCCCUCGCUCGGCUUUACGUCUCUUAUGGAAGGUUGCACCUGCCAUCUCUCGAAUCGAAUCGAUCGCCUCUAGCUUUUCCCUACGGACAGCUGACGAGCCCAUUCGUUGGCGGUGGGCAUGGUAGGAUGCAUCAAGUUAGCAACCUUCCUCGCAGAUCAAGCCGUCAACCAACUUCGACCACUUCAAGUCGCACUCCCAGCAUCGCUUCCCUUACCUUCGGCGGCGCUGAGGGUAGCGCUGCCUCUCCACCCAAGAGUACGCGAGCUCCCAACUCUCCGACUGUAGCCGAUUCGAGCCGGAUGGCGUCCCCCGAUCAUGGUGUUAACAACACAGCGACAUCCCAACUGAACUUCUCUGACUUUGUCAUCCAAGCCGACCACAGCUUAGCCAGCCAGCCUGCUCCCUUCUAUUUCUUUCGCGAAGCUUGCCUGCUGGACAGCGAUGUCGCCGCUCAGAUCAAUGCUCAGGAAUGGAUCGAAGCGCUUUUGUUGGCUCUGGAAACUGAAGAUCGACGCGUUGCAGAGCUGGACGGUCUUGCACAGGCCGAAGAAAUGGGCAGCAUGGUUGGUGACAGCGAGAGCGGCUGUCUCACUUUUGAGAGUGGUAGUGAAGCUCACCGACGUCGCGUACAGCGUCGAUGUGGUCAGAGAUCCUCCGCAACCGUUUCGUCGGGCGCUCUUGGCGGAUUCUUCAGCCGAGCAUGGCUCAGCGAUGCCAACGCGAGUGAAACGCCUCCACGGAAGCGGAGUGGUAAAGCACCACGAAGGACAGAGAAGAGCAAGCGCAGGAAAGACCCUCGUACCUCGAAAGCUGGUCGGGAGCAGGGCGAAGCCGGCGUGAUCAACUUUGUCAGUGGAGCAGCCCUGCUCGGUGUAGCCCUGGCUGGCAGUGUUGCUGCUCUGGGAUGGUGGAGAAGAACUUCUGCUGCUCUCAACUCGUCUGCCUAA
Molecule: messenger RNA, 2790 nt
Organism: Ustilago hordei
Lineage: Eukaryota; Fungi; Basidiomycota; Ustilaginomycetes; Ustilaginales; Ustilaginaceae
Exons: 1
Coding region: 1-2790 (929 amino acids)
Source: RefSeq, a predicted model, not a curated record